Anoplopoma fimbria (sablefish) is the source of this 1212-nucleotide messenger RNA. Its product is annotated as THAP domain-containing protein. The transcript is spliced from 3 exons. The record is from RefSeq and is a predicted model, not a curated record. NCBI's taxonomy places the organism in Eukaryota, Metazoa, Chordata, Actinopteri, Perciformes, Anoplopomatidae. Bases 155 to 958 code for a protein of 267 amino acids.
UGGCUUCACUUUUCAGACCGGAGCGGAGGCUUCGUCCUCCUCUUGUAGACAGCCCAGGGGUGUUACCCGUGUUUUCGUGUACGAGCUGUGACCCCCACACAGUUUGCUUUCAGUUCAUUAAAGUUAAUUGUAACAUUUUGGCUCGUUGUGUACAAUGUCUUGUUCAGCGUACGGUUGUUCUAGAAGACAUUCUAAGGGGUCGGACGUUAAUUUUUUUAGAUUUCCUUUAGGAGACGAUGCAAGGCUGGAGCAAUGGUUGCUGAAUGUGAGAAGAAGGAACUGGAUCCCAUCUAAAAGUUCACGUCUGUGCAGUACGCACUUUAAGGAGGAUCAGUUCUUCAUAGACAAGGAGGGCAAGAGGAGGUUGAAGGAGACUGCUGUGCCUACUAUUUUCGUCUUUCAGAACCAUUGGUUGAUAGAGGAUGUAACUAACACAACCACACAGAACAACCUGCUACGUUUGACUACCAACAUUGACAAUGGACCUUAUCAUGACAUUGUCAAUCUGGAGCAAGCGCCUAUUGAGGAGGACGAUGUUGUUGAUGAUGUCGCUUACGGUGUCGCUGAUGAUGUCCUUGAUGAUAUCCUUGAUGAUGACAUUGUUAGGGUUAUUGUCGGUGGUGAUGUUGAUGAGGUCGUUUCCGACGACACAAGCGAGUGUGACACAAGCAUAACUCCACAAUCCGCUUUGCAUGAUCAUAGCUACCGGAGUCUAAAACAAGAGCAGAUCUAUGUGAGCACCGAUCACAACUACAUUGUUUCUGGUUCUCCCCGGACACUGAAGCGUAAAGUGGACGCAGUACAAGAUCAGCUUGUCUUGGCUCAUAAAAAGCUUAAGUUAAAGUCUCAGGAGACAAGGCGAAUGAAGUCGAGACUCUUGUCCAUGAAAAAUCUGACAAAGGAUCUAAAGAAAAAGUUGAAUGCAGUUGAAAAAGCUCAUGCAGGAGUUCAUAAGUAAUGGAGGUAAGGUGCAAAAAGUCCAGAGGAGUUCUUGUGUGUGAGAUUAAAGCUUCAAGGAAGAAGCUGUUCUGAAGUCUUUUCAUGUUAAAAGUCUCUUGUAGAGAUGCACCAUUUGUAAUUUUCUUGGCCGAUUCCGAUUUUUCUUUCGAAGAACUUUAAUUGGCUUCAAGGCUCUGGAGUAAAACAUCUUUUAACUCUCUCUCUGAACUGUCAUUGUAUUCCGUCAAAAACUCUAAUUCUCCUUUCUUUAGU